This is a messenger RNA of Bactrocera oleae (olive fruit fly), 2071 nucleotides long. RefSeq names its product vanin-like protein 1. The record is from RefSeq and is a predicted model, not a curated record. Lineage: Eukaryota; Metazoa; Arthropoda; Insecta; Diptera; Tephritidae.
UUUGUGCUAUUGUAACGCCUAAAAGUUGGUUGUAUUUUUUAGUUAACCCGAAUAAACAAUGAUCAUAACCAUUUUGCUAAGCUAUGACGUAUAACUAGCGUUCGUCUGAGCCGCAAAUAACUGUUGUGGUGUUUGAUAAACAUGAUAAACUUUUAGAGAAUUGACUGAUAAGCGUUGGAGCAGCGUAAAACUUGUCGAUAUUAUCAACACGGCAAUUAAAGGGUACAACAACAAACAGUUACGGCUGAUAACGACCAUGACCGGUGUCGUUCCCGGUGAAUUUCCAUUCCAAAACACUGAUAUACACCAUCUAGACGUGUUUCGGAUUGCAACACCUAAAAUGUGGCUUUAUAAAUUUCUGUUCUGCUUGUACUUGGUUUGCAACAGUAUUCACUAUGCGGCUGUAAGCGGCGAGCCCACACCGCCGGACGCCGACUACUACAUCGGUGCUGUGGUUGAGUUUCCCGCGCGCACAGUCAAUGCAGCCGCCAGCACACAGGAGCGCCUGCGUCAAUUCGGCAUACUACUCGAGUCAUCUGCCAUACGUCCGGAUAUUGUGGUCUUUCCUGAGGAUGUUUUAAAUGACCACGACACUCCCAUAGUGGUACCAGCGCCCAGCGAUGAUGUGAUAACUUGCAAUGCCGACGACGCUCACUACAAUUAUAUUAUCAGUAGAAUGUCUUGUUAUGCGCGUUCGCUGGGCUUAUAUGUGCUCAUCAAUGUGGUGGAAGUGCAUAAUUGCACGCAAUCGCAGAAUGUUAGCGAUUUAGUUGCCAACUGCGCCAUCUACAAUGCAAAUGUGGUGUUUGAUCGUCACGGCGUGGUGAUUUCGCGUUACCGUAAAUACAAUUUGAUUGGCAGUGAGUGGUUGUAUUUUAAUUAUACGUCACAACCGGAGGAGGAGGCCAUAUUUCGCACUGAUUUCAAUGUCACUUUCGGGCAUUUUACACGCAUGGAUCUGCUGUAUGCGCGUCCGGCGCAAACGCUGGUCCAACGUGGCAUUACGGACUUUUUGCAUCCGAGCAAAUGGCAAUCGGAGCUGCCAUUCUUGACAGCGGUGCAACUGCAUCAGUCCUGGGCUUUCAGCAACAAUGUCAAUCUGCUGGUGGCCGGCACAAAUGAUCCAAGCAGGGGACGCAGCGGCACAGGCAUCUAUGCGGGCAGAUAUGGUGUGCUCAUCGCAACCAUGACCAGCGUUGAGAAGCAAAGUAAACUGCACUUGAGCGUGAUACCAAAGCAUAAUGUCAGCAGCGAAAAGGUUUUGAAGAUAUUCAAGCCGCGCCAGCGCAAUCUUAAAGCGCAGCUUAAUAAUAACAAUCAAAGCGUGCUCGAACGUUUCACAGGCGUGGUUGUAACGCGUGACAAUAAUAUUGAUUUGUAUGUGACACAGCCGUUAGUCGAUGCGACGCAAAUGAGUGGGCCGUUGCAGCAACAACUCUGCCACAAUGAUUUGUGUUGCAAUUUUCAUAUAGAAAUGCACGCGAAUACGCUGGCUACGGCUAGCACGGUGAGCUAUUACUACCGGUUGGCAGCAUUUCAUGACAUGGGCACUUUUCUAAAUACCGAACCUGAUGAGUUGGCGGUUUGUGCGAUCUUCGCUUGCACUGGCGAUCAUCUCUACACUUGUGGACGUAUCUAUGAGGAAGGCGUGCAGGUGGUGCCGCGGUAUAUUUUCGAUACCAUUCGUAUAAGUGGCAAUUUUACACGGCAGCGUCCGUCUUUACUGGCGCCAACGAGCGUUGAUAAUCUGCUAAUGCCGCUGCCAGUAGAUGAGUUCGAGUGGCAAUUACAGGCGCACAGCAACUUUACCCUGGCUAACCUCACUUUGUUACAACCGCGUUCGGAGCUCUUGACAUUUGGUAUUUAUGGCAAUUAUUUUUUGAAUGACACUAUAUACGAUCAUCAUCAACAGAACGACGCGACCACAUUGAGUUCGACUUUGUUGCUGAUUUUAAUUUUAUUACACUUGCAAGUCAAUUUAUAGAAUAUAUGGUAUGUGUAUGUAGUUGUUGGCAAUAAAGAAAAGUUUUAGCGAAGCUGGAGGUGUCUUGCCUGUGGAACCGCAAAGAGA